GCGCUGGGCCCGGGCCCGGGCCCGGGCAGGCGCCAGCGAGGACUCUGAGCGGGGCCUGACCCCGGGGGCGCGGGGCCGCUCCAGCCGGGGAAGGGUCAGCGCCCGUCGUGGGGGACAGAUCCGGGGCCCGACCGUCCCCUCGAGCUCUGCCUCCUGGGCUGAGCCCGCCCCCUUCUCCCCCGCCGGGGCCCUGGCUCCUGGGCCCGAGUCUGGUUCCCAGGACUGAUCUUCGCUUCUUUGCUCGCUUCCGUCCCAGCGGGGGCCCUGGCGCCGGGGUCUGAGCCCCUCUCCCUUGCCCUGCUGUCUCCCGAGCUGGGGCAGAGCCCGCUUCUCUUGCUGCCCCCAGCUGUGGAGGCUCCGUAUCCAGCACCUGAGCUUUGCUGAUGCUCCCCCAGCCUGUCACUAUCUGUGUAGAGCCCUCGGCAGCUGCUGGAAACGUCUGCAUGAGUCAGACUUAUCAGAGUCUGAUUGUUUCAGUACCUAUCCCGGGGGGAGGGGGGCUCACUGACUGCCCAGGCCCCGCUUCAAAUAGGGGGUGUCUCACCAGGGCGUCUGCAGCUCACCUUUGAACAACUCGGUUCAGGACUCCAGUGCCUGUUUGACACUUGACUCUGUUUGUGUCAGCUUGAGUGCCCACAUGUGGGAUUUGGCCGACUCCUUAUGUGGAGCCUUUUCUUGUAUAGUAAUUAAUCAGAGUAGCCUAGGUCUAGCCUGUGCAGCCUUUUUCUCUUGGGACUCUUUGGAAACCUCAGCAGAGGAUACGUGCUUAGUGUGCGGUUCUGUAACAGACAAUCUAAGCCUCCCCUAAAACAGCCUUGAGUGCUUCUGCUAUUGCAUUGCAAGGUUCAGUGUAUCUUUGCCUGCCUACAUCAAUCUGCAAGGGAGUUGCAGAAAAGCCUCAUGUUCAUCGAGCCGUGAGUCACAACCAAUUUUUAAAGCUGUUAUAACAAAAAAAGUGUUUGCUUUUUUUCACAAGUAAUUUUAAGAGUGUAGCUUAGAAAGAAAGAAAGAAAGAGAGAGAAAAAACAUUUUCAAUAGACACUACAUUAAUCCUGGAUGCUUUGCAAAUCCUAAACUAUAUUCAUACUUUAGUAUUACACAUACCUGUGUCAUAUACACAGAUUAGCUAUAAAAUUGUCACAUACCAUUGCCACUUUGCCUUUACUUUUAUGUAUCAUUCCCCUGACUUCCUUACUGCAGGUAUGGGCAAGAAAACUUUUCCUUUAAAACUUUUCAACAGUGGGCAUAAAAUUCUGCAGCUGAGGUCUUGAAGAAUGCAGAAGGGAGAUGAAACCAGGCAAAGGGUGAAGUUUACAGAUGAUCGUGUCUGCAAGAGCCAUCUCCUGGACUGCUGCCCUCAUGAUAUCCUGGCAGGAACACGUAUGGACCUGGGAGAAUGUACAAAGAUCCAUGACUUGGCACUGAGAGCAGAUUAUGAGAUUGCAAGUAAAGAGAGGGACCUAUUUUUUGAGCUGGAUGCUAUGGAUCACCUGGAGUCCUUUAUCGCAGAGUGUGACCGGAGAACUGAGCUGGCUAAGAAACGCCUGGCUGAAACUCAGGAGGAGAUCAGUGCUGAAGUGUCUGCAAAGGCAGAAAAAGUUCAUGAGCUGAAUGAAGACAUAGGAAAACUGCUGGCUAAAGCUGAGCAGCUGGGAGCUGAAGGAAAUGUGGAUGAAUCCCAAAAGAUCCUGAUGGAAGUGGAGAAGGUCCGAGCAAAGAAGAAAGAAGCAGAGGAAGAAUACCGCAAUUCCAUGCCCGCAUCCAGUUUCCAGCAGCAGAAGCUGCGUGUCUGUGAGGUGUGCUCUGCGUACCUUGGUCUCCAUGACAAUGACCGGCGUCUCGCUGAUCACUUUGGAGGCAAAUUACACUUGGGCUUCAUUCAGAUCCGUGAAAAACUGGACCAGUUAAGGAAAAUGGUGGCAGAAAAACAGGAGAAAAGAAACCAAGAUCGUCUGAGGCGGAGAGAAGAGAGAGAAAGAGAGGAGAGAAUGGGCAGACGGUCUGGCUCCAAAAAUAGAGAUCGCAGAAGAUCACGAUCUCGGGACAGGAGACGAAGGCGCUCAAGAUCUGCUUCCCGUGAGAAACGAAAGUCCCGCUCCAGGUCCCGAGAGCGAGACAGACACAGACGCCAUCGGAGCCGCUCACGCAGCCAUAGCAGAGGUCACCGCCGUGGUUCCAGAGACAGGAGUUCAAAACACAAAUCCUCUAGAGACCGAUCUUCAAGAGAAAAGUCACGAGACAGAGAGAGGAAAGAGAAGAGCUCUUCUGAAAGACGGCAUGAGAGCACAAAUGGCAAAUCUCGUUCCAAGAGAUCGGAGGAGAGAGAAGCUGGCGAGAUCUGAACUCAAAUGAUCUGUAUUGCACUGUAAAUAAUCUGAUAAACAUUCUACAAAGCCUAAAUUUCCCAUUUAUAUUUACUGAACACAACUCAUCUUUUGUAGUUUUGAAUUUUUAUUAUUUGGCAGAUAGCUGUGAGUUUGUAGAGAUACAGAGUUACUUACUGUUUACCAGGAUUUUGUUUUAGUAGGAAUAAAUAAAUCGAUGAAUUGACUUCAACCCAGGUCAGUGAUUUACAUACGUGUUGAUUGGCAUGACCCAAGGAAUGCAGCAGUUAGAGCUAGUGCUGUGGUUGGAAACGUAACCUGCUGCAUCAUUUGUAACACUUAUACCCUUUUGGAAUGUUCACUUGUCCCUUCACGCAAUUGGAGUUUGAGAUCAUCAGUAGCACUGGUGCUACCUCAAUUCACAUUUUUCCUUUGGUUUGUGCACAUUCAGAGGAAUGUAAGGUUUUUCUGACUUUUUUUUAAGUGCUUAGUAACUCAUUUUGUGUUCCAAUGUUUGAGAAACAUCUUGGUAUUCCAGCUAAUUUAGGACAAACAAAACUAGCCCCUAAUUUCCCUCUUAAACAACUCCAUUUCAUCUUCAUGAUGAUGACCAAAGUACCUGGGGCACAAUACCGAGAUACGCCUGGGCCUAUCCCUAGUAAUAUUUACACAUACCUACUAUAAAAAUCCUGUGUUCAAGUGAAACACAAUAUCUGGAUUGAUCUCUGUAACCGAGUUCAGUCAUGCUUAAUGGAGGUAGCCUUCCAAUCAGGGUGGAGCAGAAUUGUACUUUGUACAUGUGAUCGGCACCUUGAGGUGUGGUCUCUUAAGACAGGAGGUUGCCUAAUAAGGGUGGGCCCUUGGCCUGGUUUCUGUGUAUAUGAAUUUACAUUGAACUGACUUAUCUCAUCGGUGCUUACAACUGAGGUGAAAGGAACUUGGGCUAUAACACAGUGUGGGAAGAAUCAAAUAUCUGUAACUAAAUGUAUUUUAAAAUUAGGGAGGAAAAACUUCCUCUGAGUUCGCUGUGCCAGCCACAGUGGUGAUCACAAGGAUUGUGUUAUUGUGAGACUUCCCACAGAAUAACUUAGCUGAAGCAGUUAGUAUGUGCAGAAACAUGAACUAAAGUAAUGUAACUCCAGCGACUGUUGUCCAGUUUUGACUUCUCAGGCUACUCAUUAAUUAGGCAGGUGUCUGAAAUUAACACGGUUAAAUCUUAACAUUUUCCCGUAGUGGAAACUUAAGGUAUUUGUAAAUACUAUUGCAUUAGUGUGGCCAGCGUGUUGGGGUUUUCCAGCCAUUUUUUUCCUUGCUGAGCCUCUGAUAAUUCACUUAACUCUUCAAUUUCCUUUAAUUUGGGGGGGUGUGGGUUUUUUUUUUUUUUUUUUUUUUUUUUUUUGCAGAGGUGCAGGAGUUGUCCUUGGUGUGUUAGUCUUCUAGAUGCAUGUUUAGGUAUUGGGGGAAUCUAGUUCCUUUUUGUUUUACAACUAAUAUUGCAUUUUAAUUAUUGUUUUGUAAUCUCUGUGUAUUGCAGUUGGUGAGCUCCUGCUUUUCAGGGCUCUUAUUUACAAGGUCAUCAUUAGAAUAAAUUUAACCUGUGAUGAGGGAACAUCACACAGGUUGGCAGUUGAUUGAUAUGCUGGGCUCAACUCUUAUCUUCAGUUACACCUGCAGCUCCUGUUGAAGCCAAUGGAAGGGGUGUACAUGUUGCUGAGAGCAGGGCCUGGCCCGGCCCAGCAUAUUUCCUUUCUAGGAACACAAAGGAUCUAAUAAAUAAAACUCUAAAGCUGAUCACACAAGUGUAAUGGAGUGUUAGAAAGGGAACCCACCAUGCAUUGAUUUGUUGUAUGUUGCGGUUUAUCAUGUUGGAGCAUUUUGUUCUUUAUAGCACCUUUGCUUAUGAGGAGUUUUGGUCUAAGUAUAAAAAUGUAAGUAAAAUAAGCUGUUCUCUUGCCAGUCUUACUCACAUUAAAGAUUUAUGUUUGUGGCUUGGA
This is a messenger RNA of Dermochelys coriacea (leatherback sea turtle), 4318 nucleotides long. RefSeq names its product LUC7 like (gene LUC7L). The record is from RefSeq and is a predicted model, not a curated record. The transcript is spliced from 11 exons. Gene Ontology annotation, biological process: mRNA splice site recognition. Bases 1275 to 2342 code for a protein of 355 amino acids. Lineage: Eukaryota; Metazoa; Chordata; Testudines; Dermochelyidae. Gene Ontology annotation, cellular component: U1 snRNP; U2-type prespliceosome. Gene Ontology annotation, molecular function: mRNA binding.